GGAAGUGUUGUGGAAUUUCGUGACUGUCGUUGUUCGGCAAAAGAGUAUUUUGUAAGUAAAUUUGGGAUUAUUAAUUGAAUUACUCUAGUUGUGCUAAGUUGGGGACAUCUCUGGUCAUCUUGCUGGGAUAGUGAUUGUGUCCAGAAGUUUCGUUUUGAUUAAAAAGAAGAAUACCAUCGGAGCGUCGUGGUCAGAGAAUGUUAUAAUGGAAUUCUACGUGUAUUUUGUCAUUGUGGUUGUUAUCCUUAUUUCGCUGGCAACAUCCCUCAUCAUCAGCAAGUUGCCGCGUGGGAAAACCUUCGAUGAGGUGCUGAGUGAGAAGAAAAAAUUGGCUGAAAAGCUCUAUGGGACCACGGGAAAAAAGUCCCAGAAGAGCAAGAAGCAGCCUCCUAAUGCCGGGAAGAAGGGCAAGGAAAAGGCCAAAAAGGAAGUUGAGAGUCCUGCUGAGGAUUCUGUGGACACCUCAACGGAGAAACCUCCUUCUCCCAAGGCUCAUGUUGAAUUUGCCGAGGCUGAAGUCAUCACGGAUAGCGAUUCUCCACGGGCUAAGAAACAAUUGGGUGUGACGAAGAAGAGUGGCAAGAAGAAUGGUGGUGGUCGAGCGUCCGGAACAGGAAUUUUGAUAAAUAAAUCAGAGACUUCCGUCGUUAAAGCUACAGCUGCAGUGGAACCGAUGAAUCAUUUUGAGCAAAUACAGCCAAAAGAUGAUGCUGAAAUUUUACGAGCGGCCACUCAUAAAGAUGAAUCCACAGAGAGCAAUAGAAACCAACUCAACAGCCGAGGCGAUAAAAGUGCUGCAAAUAGAGAUAGUAAGAAAGGCAAAAAUCCCAAAUUGCCGGCAACAGCUGAUAAGGAAGAGAAAGCAGCAGUGUCAGUGGUUGUGGAGGAGAAAGUGAAUGUUAAGAAGGUGUCUGAGAAUGCUGGACAGAAAGAGAAGACAGCCAAGAAGGCUGCAGGUGGUGGAAAAAAGCAAGAAUCUACUGGACUGGCAGUUCAGAAGAUUAUUGCUGAAACUGAUGAGCUUGGUGUGAAUUUCCUCAUACCAUUGCUAGCAAAGGCUGAACUCAGUCGUUCAGAGAUUCAGAUUAUUAUUGAGUAUUUGCUCAAUAAACAAUCCGAUACCAUUACGGUUAAUCAUUCUGAGUGGACAGAAGGAAAGUCAGAUAUGAUUCAGAAAUUGAAGAAGCAGAUUGAGUUGAAGGAAAAGGCAUUGCAGGAUGAACAGGAAGCUAGUGCUGGGAUUCAGGCACGUUUGAGGGAAUUGCGGGCAGAGAUUAAUUUGGAAAAAAGUCAGUAUAAUGCCAAUUUGAAGGCAUAUCUUGAGGAGAUUGCUCAGAAGAAUAAGGAUAUUCAGAAUAUGUCUACGGACUAUCAGCAGCUCAAUGAGAAAUAUCUCAGUGAAAAGCAAUCCCUAACACACCAGAUGCAACAGCUCCAGGCAAAAUUGUUGCAGGAGAAGAAGACAAAUUCACAAGAACAUCUGCAGCAAAUUCAACAACUCACUGAAACUAAUAAUGUGCUAAAUAAUGAGAUUAUUACCAAAACUAAGUUGUUCAAUGAUGUCAAUGAGCAAUUUAAGAAGUUUGCAAGUGAGAAGCAUCAGUAUAUUGAGACAAUUAAGAAGGACUAUGAGAGUAAAUUGGCCGAAUAUGAGAUGAUAAUGCGCAAAAAAGAGGAUCAGCAACUCUAUAUGGAGCAAGACUUGAAGAAGAUUCGUCAAAUUGCCGAUCACGAUGCUGAGGCUUUGCGGCGUCUGAAGGAGAAUUUUGAAAUGAAGCGCUUCGAAGUUGAACAAUAUAAAACUCAAUUGGCAGAACUGACAAAGAAUAAUCACAAUAUGGAAGAUAUGGGAAAGGUUGAGAUUAGGAAUCUGCAGAAUGCUCUGGAUUCAUGCAAAACCGAUUUGACACGUUCCAGAAAUGAAGUGAACGAUUACAGGAACAAAGCUGAAGAUCUGGAAGCUCAAGUUGUAGAACUGAAACAACAGAUUAAUGUCUGGUCCAUCAAAAUUCGCGAGCAAACUGGUCAGAUGUCUGAAAUGGAUAAAAAUCUUUCGGGAUGCAAAAUCAACCUUGCAGAGAAGGAUCUGAAGUUGGCUGAAGCUGAAACGAAGAUAAGAUGCUUAGGGGAGGAGAGGGAACGCCUUGAGAAACAAAUUGAAGAUCUUAAACUGAAGAACAAUGAGUUGCGCACUAAAAACUGGAAAUUGAUAGAAGCGCUCAAAAGCGCUGAGAAUAAUGCUGUUAAGUUGCAAUCAAAUCGAUUGAAUAAUAGUGAUGAAAGUAGUUUAAAUAAACUUGAUACUACGGAGAUUCAGAGAACAGCUGCGCAAGAUGUAGAGAAUCGUACUAGGAGUAAAAUCAACAAAAUAUUCCCCAAUAUUCCAGCGGGACCCACACAGUAUGAUCAAUGGCUUGAUCAUGUUGGUGAUUACCUGAGGAAUCACUCAACGUCCGCGAGUAGUAUACAGCAUUCAGCAAUUAUUAAUAGUAGUACUAGCAAUAGUUGUAGAAAUAAUAGUAAUAGUGAAAGUGACGUUGGUGCUGCUGAUGGCAAAACUGUGACCACCAACAAUCACAGUGUGGAGAGUGAAGAUGGUGGCGAUGGUGCCGAUGGAUCCAGUGAUAGUUUAGACACUUUACUCUUACAAAAUGCACAACUACAGCGAACAGUAGACGAGUAUAAAAUCAUUGUGGCAGAUACGGAGGUCGUGCUGAAGAAUCUGGAGCUAAAGGUGAAGGAGCAGGAUGCGUAUUGGCGUAAAGUUGUGGAGACGAAAGAUGAGGAACUACAAGGACUGAAGAUAUCAUCAACAUGUCAGCCAAUCAACUCAGAUUAGGCUGCAAAACGGAUGGAGAAUUAUACAUUUAGAAAGAGAAUAGGAGAUGAGAAAAUUUAUACGUAGAAAUUGACGAGACAGAAAUUUAAAAAAAAAAAAAAGAAAUUAGAGUGCACUGUAAAGAAAAAGUGUCAAUGUAUUUUUCUUCAUGUUGAAAAAAAAGGAAACACCACUAAUCAAUAACUAAUUAUUAUCUGAGAGAAGAAAAACGGUUAAAUCAAGUGUUGAUAAAAAAAAGAACAAAUUAGAAACAUUUCGAAUUGCAGAUUUGUUUGCGCCUUCCAUUUUAUUAUAUAUAAAGAAAAAAUAAAAAAAAAUAAAUAAAUAAAUGAAAUAGAGAGAAAUUGGAGACAGAAAAUUAUUAGGAUUGUGACAGGAUGGCUAGACGGAAAAGAUAGAGGAUGAUAAUGAGAUAAAUUAUGAUUGUGUUAAUCCAAUAAGAAAUAGCAAUUAACAAAUUAUACAUUUACUAAAGGAACAACAUAAUAUUUGACAUUUAAGGACAAUUUAAAAAAAAAAAGUGAAAAUGAGAUGAAGAGAGAGAGAGAAAAAACGAUAUUUUAAUUUAUAUUUUUCAUAAAAAAAGCAACCAGUCGAUAACCAACAUAUUUUUUUAUAAGUAAAAAAAACUAUAUAUAAAUAUAUAUUAAUCUUAAUAUAAAAGAAGAAAAAGUGAGAAAAAAAAUAUGCAAAACUAGGAGAUUUUUUUGAUUUGUGCAAUUGGGAUCUUAUUUGUUUAUUUAUAAUUUUGCUAAAAUAAGGAUUCAGGUGGUGCGAAAUGAAAUCAGUUAAUAAAGAGAGAUUUAAGAAAAAAAAACAAACAAUAGAAAAUAGAAAAAAAAAUAAUAGAAAAAAAACUUGUGCUAACCAGAUCCACUAGCCAAAAAGUUUUGGUGUUACAGAGAAAUAGUAAUAAUAAAAAAAAGAAAGAAAUACAUUUUCAAUAAUAUUAACAAUACUUUCCUGUAGACAUUGAAUCAGUGGAAUACUCUGGAUGACCACUCUAAAGAAUCUAUUGAGAAAUUACCUUAAGAAUCUUAGAAGACCCCAUUUUCGUUAAGCGAUUUAUUAACAAUUUAAGUAAAAAAAAAAAGAAAAUAUGACAAGUUAGUGAAACUUUUGAGCUCUUUCUCUUUUCCUUUCAACGAGAAAAAGUAAUAAAGUUAAUAACAGUUUUCUCUUUAAGUUUCUAUUUUUUUCCUCUUUAUUUUUUAAUUUAACUUUUUGCUGUUGAAGAAAGAAAAUUUCAUGAAGGAAAACAAGAAAAUAUUUAAUAAAAUUUUUAGAGAGCAGAAAAUAUUUAAUAAGUUUAUCUAACCAAUAUUUUUACUACGUAAAUGAAGAAAAAAAAAGAGAUUGAGUAAGUUAAAAAAAAAAGAUUAAUUCCAUUCCGACGAAGCGGUGAAUAAUGGAUUUUGCUAAAAAAAAAUGAGAUUGAGGGAAGAAACAAAUGUAAAAAUUAAUAAUAAAGAACACGAUUCGAUAAGUA
Molecule: messenger RNA, 4328 nt
Organism: Phlebotomus papatasi
Lineage: Eukaryota; Metazoa; Arthropoda; Insecta; Diptera; Psychodidae
Gene: alt
Product: ribosome-binding protein 1
Exons: 10
Coding region: 206-2839 (877 amino acids)
Cellular component (GO): endoplasmic reticulum membrane
Source: RefSeq, a predicted model, not a curated record